AUUAAUUUCCACGUUGGUUAUAUUGACUUCGAGAAACAUCAACUUGAUUAAGCAUGUCAAAAGUAACUUUCAAGAUAACUUUGACGUCGGAUCCGAAGCUUCCUUACAAGGUAUUAAGUGUUCCUGAAAAUACCCCAUUUACAGCAGUAUUAAAGUUUGCUGCAGAAGAGUUCAAAGUACCUCCAGCUACAAGUGCUAUUAUUACAGAUGAUGGAAUUGGGAUUAAUCCAUCUCAAAGUGCAGGAGACAUCUUCCUCAAGCAUGGUUCAGAGCUCCGUCUAAUUCCUCGGGACAGGGUUGGAAGAAUAUGAAGAGUUUAAUUACUUUAAAUAAACAUGAUAAAACAAAACUGAAACCUGUACUGAUAUUUCUCAGUUGUUUUACACCACGUAAAUACAGUCUUUGUAUGUUUUGUUUGUAAUAUAAUCAUUUUUUAAAAUUGUAGAAGUUUAAAAUUAAUCUUUGUUUUUAUCAUUUUAAAAUUAAUGAUCCAAAUUAUUAGUGGUAUUUUCACUAACAGUUAAGCUGUUAACUUUGUUAUGAAAAUUUUAACACUCCCUAAACGUAUUUAUUUAUAUGGAUAACUUUUCUACAGAAAUAUAAGAGCUGGUUGUAAAUUUUUUUCAGUUGAAGUGGUUACAUUUUAUAUCCACAAAAUAAAAUGUUGUCUCAAUAUAAUUAUUUUCUCACUGCUAUACAUAUCUGUAUCUCAGACUGUGUUAGUUAAGAAGAGUUUAGAAAAUGAUAUAUAAUCAAUGGAGAGUUUUAUAUUUGCAUAGUUACAAUGUCAUAUUAAAAAAAAACUUGUUUUGUUUAUUUCUCUUAAAUGUAAUGUGUUUUAGAAUAUACUGUCUAGAAGUUCCUGUUGGUGUGGAAGAUUUUCCCUAUAAGAACUAUUUCCCUGACCAUAGCAAGAUACAUUUAUAGUAUUAACUUUAUUUUUUCAAUUGCAAUUAAUCUGUUAAAUUUUACAAGUCCUACUCAAAGAUCAUUAUUUAAAAUAUUCAUUUCCUGAUAUAUAUAUAUUUUAAAUAGAGCUCUAAGAAUUACAUUAUACAGUUCACUACAUCUAAUUAGGCUAAUUAGAUCUUCACAAGUAUUACAAUAUAGGGACACCAAAAUUAAAACAACUGGACAAUAUUGUACCAAACAAAUUCCCAAUUUAUUUAAAGGACUAGGUUACAGAAUGAAAUUUGAAUUCAUAACAGUAUAUUACUUUAUGAAAUUCAUCCAUUUUUUAGUUUGACCAUCACGGUGAAUCAGUAACAUGACUUACGUGUAAAGAGGGUGCUUGGAUUUCAUUGCCAAGAGGUUAGACUAAUAUUGUGAUGGGAAAAGCAUUUUAUUGUUCCAUUUGUGCUUCACAAAACUUCAACAAACUUGAUAAUAAUAUAUGUAAAAUAUUUAUGGAAGGAAUAAAGUGAAUUGGCUAUUA
This is a messenger RNA of Limulus polyphemus (Atlantic horseshoe crab), 1435 nucleotides long. RefSeq names its product ubiquitin-fold modifier 1 (gene Ufm1). The record is from RefSeq and is a predicted model, not a curated record. The transcript is spliced from 5 exons. The coding region runs from base 54 to 311 and encodes 85 amino acids. NCBI's taxonomy places the organism in Eukaryota, Metazoa, Arthropoda, Merostomata, Xiphosura, Limulidae. Gene Ontology annotation, cellular component: cytoplasm; nucleus. Gene Ontology annotation, biological process: protein K69-linked ufmylation.